This is a messenger RNA of Clupea harengus (Atlantic herring), 10269 nucleotides long. RefSeq names its product dnaJ homolog subfamily C member 13 (gene dnajc13). NCBI's taxonomy places the organism in Eukaryota, Metazoa, Chordata, Actinopteri, Clupeiformes, Clupeidae. Gene Ontology annotation, biological process: receptor-mediated endocytosis; regulation of early endosome to late endosome transport; endosome organization. The record is from RefSeq and is a predicted model, not a curated record. Gene Ontology annotation, cellular component: endosome membrane. The transcript is spliced from 57 exons. The coding region runs from base 2140 to 9027 and encodes 2295 amino acids.
AACAUGGUAAUGAGCAAGCAACAAAUAUGUCAAACACUUUGAUCAGAUUAUAUGCUAUAUUGGAUGUCUGAGUGAUUGAGAACUGGCAUUGUUUGAACAUUUUUAUUUUUCAUAGGUGGUCCUGCUCACAUUUCAGACCAAGGAAAACACCUUUUGUUGUGAUAGGUCCUAUGGUCUGAAUAUUAAACACAUUGCCUUACCGUUUGUAAACACACAGGGACACUUAAAAAGACCCCAGACAGACGCAGGGUAGUAGUGCAAGUAGUGAACACUGACAUUCUUGAAUUCACACGUUUUCUUCUCUUCUCCUUCUAGAAUGCAUUUGUAGCUAGCAGCUAUGAUUAUCCAUUGCUACUCUCAUAACAAAAUGGAAGUUUCAUGUCCCAAGCCUAAACUGUACAGUGGCUUUUGUGCAGGUGUUUGCCUACUUGUUAUAUGUUUGGCAUGUCAAGAUGCUGCUAACUCUAUCCUGAAAUGGAUGGGUACGUAGAUUUGGAUAGAAAUGUGAGAUAAAUGAAGAUGAGAUAACAGAAACAUGUCAUGACCUGCCAUCUUGUAGGCUGACAUGUCUAGUGCACAUCGCCUGCGAAGGAGGGAGGGUUCCAGCCUAAUUGGAGAAGCAAAGAGAGAUCAACUCUGAAUCCUGGCCUGUCAGAGAGGCCCUGUAGAGUCAGCUGUUAUUGAUCCACGCAAAGAGCUCAGAGAGCCAAUUACAUCUUGGAACGGUUGCGGCUGCUCCUAUCUCUCUCUCCCUCUCUCUCUGACACAUACACUUCAUUGUUAACGCCCUUUUCUCUUUUUGACCCUUCUGUCUCCCUCCACGUUGGUCCCCUUCACUUCACGGUUUCACUCUGUUUUUUCCUUUACUCCGUCUCUCAUGUUCUCUCUUGGCCUUUACUGUCCUGAGCUCCAUAAUGAGGUAGAGCGCCUUGGUCUCUGUGGCAUUGCAAUGAGUGAUGUGCCCAUUACAGUAUACCCUAUUUUGUGCUGAGAGUCUCCCCCUCCUCCACAGCGAGACUGUCAUUUACCCAUUCAGUAAUUCACCCCAGACCAGAACCGUGUCGGUGAACGACCUUAGUUGACCGUAUCUAAUCUCAGGUUAGUUGAGGAGCAAACCUGGCAACCGUAAAAGCAUUCCAUUGUUACAUCUUUUGCAUUCAGCCCCCAUCUCCUUGAUUUCACUUGAGCCGCCAACACACAUCUGAGAUCAAGGUUGACCGGAGAACAGGGCCUCACUGUAAGAAUUUCUAAAAGAAACAUGCAUUCAGAUUAUUGACAUCAAACAUUGGCAAAUAGUUGAUGUCCCAAGGCAUUUGUCCUCCCCCUGAAAGUGUCAUUCCCCAUUGGGCUUAGAGCCUGAGCAGUAGUACUACAGCCAGGUAAUGUAGUGGGCAGGGGCUCCCAUCUGCUGGUGUGCUGGCAGAGGAAGGAAGAGUGCAGACAGGCUUUUCCAGCGGUGCUGCAGAAUGCUGACGAAGCCUCAGCCUCAGCCUCGUGCAUGCACACAGCUCCUGUCAGAUUAUCACCCCUCCGAGACCAAAAAGUGUUACGCCUUGGCCUCAACUCUUCCCUCUUUUAUUCUUUUUUUUUUUUGUCCUCCCCUCUUGCUCUGGAAUUCACAUGCCCUCUGUUGCUCUGCUGUUGUUUCUCUCCUUUCUUCCUCUCCAUCCAUCUCAUUCCUGUUUUCACUCACAGUUUCGUUUGCUCUCUGUCCCGCCUAGUCUUUUUUUCAUGAUGAUGUCACCCCACACUCCCUGUAUCUCUUUCGUUUUGGGCUUCUUCUUGCCUUUUACUUUUUUUUUUUUUCUCAUGUCGGUGGUGCAAUGUUUCGAUUUGACUUGGGUGAAGCAGAGUUUGGGGCGAGAGCUCCCUUGCACACAAAUCAAACUGAAAUCUCUCAAAAGCCUUUAAACUCUGCGGUCACGUGCAGCCGUUUCUCCUCAGCAGAGAAUUGUUCACUUUGAGUUUCCAUUCUUUCUUCAUGGCACAGUGCCAUAGUGGAUCUCAGCCAAAGUGCCUGUCUCAUGGGUGAGAUUUACCCCGAAACACGGGCCGAGGUUUGGAAAGCGACACAGUCAAACAGCAGGGCUUUUCACUUCACAACACUGAGGCAUAGGAGGUAGCUCAAAACUCCCAACCAUGAAGCAGCCUUUGGGUUAUCAGUCUCUGGUAUUGAAGAAGAUGAAAUGGCCGUGCCAAAAGAUGAACGUCCUCAAAGAUAACAAAGACCUGGCCUGUUUCUAUACCACCAAGCACUCCUGGAGGGGGAAGUAUAAGAGAGUCUUCUCAAUUGGCUCUCAUGGUAUCACCACAUACAACCCCACCACGCUAGAGGUCACAAAUCAGUGGCCGUAUGGAGACAUCUGUGGCAUCACGCCAGUGGGCAAGGGCCAGGGGACCGAGUUCAACCUCACGUUCCGCAAGGGCAGCGGGAAGAAGUCGGAGACGCUCAAGUUCUCCACGGAGCACCGCACGGAGCUGCUGACGGAGGCGCUGCGCUUCAGAACAGACUUCUCCGAGGGAAAGAUCACCGGGAGGCGCUUCAACUGUUACAAGCACCACUGGAGCGACCAGCGCAAGCAGGUUAGCCUGGAGGUCACGCCGGGGGGCAUCGACCAGAUCGACCCCCACACCAAUCGAGUGAUCUCUUCCUAUGACUACCGGUCUGUAGAGGGCUUCGCCGAGGUCUCCGACUACCAGGGCGGCUUCUGUAUCCUCUACGGUGGCUUCAGCAGGCUGCACCUGUAUGCGUCAGAGAACCGCGACGAGAUCAUCCGCAGUGCCAUCGAACACGCCGGUAACUACAUCGGCAUAACGCUGCGGCUGCGCAAGGACCCGCUCACCUUCGAGGGCUUUGUCGGCGAGCGCCUGGGCAAGUACGGCUCGGACGAGUGCAUCACCUCGCUGGCCGAGUUCGUGGUGCAGAAGAUCUCCCCUCGACACAUGGAGCCCAUCAAGAGGAUCCUAGCCCUCACAGAGACAUGCCUUGUGGAAAGAGACCCUGCCUCUUACAACAUCGUCACCGUCAAGCCCUUUGAAGAGGUGUUUGCGCUGGUCUGUGAUGAAGACAACCCUCAGGUGUUCUACGUGGAGUUCAUCCGAGGACAGAUCCGCAAGUACUGCUCCACAGAAAGGGACUCUUUGCUGGCGAGCCUGCUGGACGGGGUGCGUGCGUCGGGGAACCGGGACGUGUGUGUGAAGAUGGCCCCCACCCGGCGGGGCCAGCGCUGGGGCCUGCUCAGCAUGCCCGUGGAUGAGGAGGUGGAGAGCCUGCACCUCAAGUUCCUGGCCGCCCCACCGAAUGGGAACUUUGCAGACGCUGUGUUCAGAUUUAACGCCAACAUCUCUUACAGUGGGGUGCUGCACGCCGUCACCCAAGAUGGCCUGUUCUCGGAGAACAAGGAGAAGCUGAUCAACAACGCCAUCCUGGCCCUGCUGUCCCAGGAGGCUGAGAUGACGGGGCCCAACGCCGAGGUGGAGAGCCAGUUCCAGGCCCUGCGUCGUCUGGUGGCCUCCAAGGCCGGCUUCCAGGCCUUCACCCAGCUGCCCCGGUCUGGUCAGGUGGCUGGGCCGGAGCAUCGAACGUUCCGGGAAAAACUUGGCGUGAAGACCGUGAAGGCCUUGAAAAGAAACAACAACGGCGUGACCCAUGCUGCCAUAGACAUGCUCUGUGCACUUAUGUGUCCCAUGCACGAUGACUAUGACCUCAGGCAAGAGCAACUGAACAAAGCCUCUCUGCUCUCCUCCAAGAAGUUUCUGGAAAAUCUACUGGAGAAGUUCAUCAGCAAUGUGGAUCACGGCACAGGUGCUCUGGUCAUCAGUUCUCUCUUGGACUUCCUGACCUUUGCCCUCUGUGCGCCGUACAGCGAGACCACUGAGGGCCAGCAGUUUGACAUGCUGCUGGAGAUGGUGGCCUCCAACGGACGCACACUCUUCAAACUCUUCCAGCAUCCCUCCAUGGCCAUCGUAAAGGGGGCAGGCCUGGUCAUGAAAGCCAUUAUUGAGGAGGGGGAUAAGGAGAUCGCCACUAAGAUGCAGGACCUAGCCUUGAGUGAAGGAGCUCUGCCCCGCCACCUGCACACGGCCAUGUUCACCAUCAGCUCCGACCAGAGGAUGCUGACCAACAGACAAUUGAGUCGUCACCUGGUUGGCCUGUGGACAGCGGAGAACCCAACUGCCAUGAACCUCCUGAAGCGGAUUCUGCCCACAGGUUUACUGGCGUACCUGGACAGCUCAGACCCCGUGCCGGAGAAAGACGUUGAUCGUAUGCACAUCCGCGAUAACGUGAAAAUAGCCACGGACCAGUACGGGCGCAACAAGGUGCCCGAUUGGCAGAGGGUGGCUGGCAAAGCUGCUAAAGAGGUGGAGAAGUUUGCCAAGGAGAAGGCUGACAUUGUGCUCAUGCACUGGAGGGACAAGAUGGGCAUCGCUCAGAAAGAGCAGGACAGGAAUAACCUGAACCCCAACCAAAAACCAGUCAUCCUCCGGAAGAGAAGGCAGAGGAUCAAGAUCGAAUCCAACUGGGAGCUCUUCUACUACAGGUUUCAGAACGACCACGCCCGCCCCAACCUCAUCUGGAACUUGAAGACGCGUGAGGAGCUGCGGGACGCCCUGGAGGGCGAGAUGCGUGCCUUCGGCGUGGACCGUGAGCUGGGCAACGCCAGCGUCAUCUCCUGGAACCAUCAGGAGUUUGAGGUGAAGUACGAGUGCCUUUCGGAUGAGAUACGGAUCGGUGAUUACUACCUACGGCUACUCUUGGAGGAGGAUGAGAAUGAGGAGAGUGGGGCCAUCAAGAGAUCGUAUGAGUUCUUCAAUGAACUUUACCACCGUUUUCUGCUGACACCCAAAGUCACCAUGAAGUGCCUGUGUCUGCAGGCCCUGACCAUAGUCUACGGCAAAUGCUGUGAGGAGAUUGGACCGUUCACUGACACCAAAUAUAUUGUGGGCAUGCUGGACCGGUGUACUGAUAAACUGGAAAGAGACAGGCUUAUCCUGUUCCUCAACAAACUUAUUCUGAACAAGAAAAAUGUGAAGGAGGUGAUGGACUCCAACGGUGUGCGGAUCCUGGUGGACCUGCUUACCCUCGCACACCUGCACACUAGCCGAGCCACUGUGCCCCUGCAGAGUAACGUCAUUGAAGCUGCUCCAGACAUGAAGAGAGAGAGUGAGAAGGAAUGGUACUUUGGGAAUGCAGACAAAGAAAGGAGAGGUCCUUUCAGCUUUGAAGAAAUGCAGGAGUUCUGGAACACGGGCACGCUGACGGCGAAGACGCGGUGCUGGGCGCAGGGCAUGGACGGCUGGCGCCCCCUGCAGGCCAUCCCACAACUGAAGUGGUGCCUGCUGGCCACGGGGCAGGCCGUCAUGAACGAGACCGACCUGGCCACGCUCAUCCUCAACAUGCUCAUCACCAUGUGCUCCUACUACCCCAGCAGGGACCAGGAUAACGCCAUCAUCAGGCCGUUGCCCAGAGUCAAGCGCCUGAUCACCGACAACACCUGCCUGCCUCACAUCGUACAGCUGCUGAUCACCUUUGACCCCAUCCUGGUGGAGAAGGUGGCCAACCUGAUGUACCUGGUGAUGCAGGACAACCCCAACCUGCAGAGGUUCUACCUCACGGGCGUCUUCUUCUUCAUCAUGAUGUACACCGGCUCCAACGUGCUGCCCGUGGCCAGGUUCCUAAAGUACACACACCUGAAGCAGGCCUUCAAGUCAGAAGAGGCUAAGGGUCAGGACAUAGUGCAGCGCAGUGUGCUGGGCCCAGUGCUUCCUGAGGCCAUGGUGUGCUACCUGGAGAACUACGAGCCUGAGCGCUUCUCGGAAAUCUUCCUGGGGGAGUUUGACACCCCUGAGGCCAUCUGGAGCAGUGAGAUGAGGCGGAUGAUGAUUGAGAAGAUCGCUGCACACCUAGCUGACUUCAGCCCUCGUCUCCAGAGCAACACGCGGGCGCUGUACCAGUACUGCCCCAUCCCCGUGGUCAGCUACCCUCAGCUGGACUACGAGCUCUUCUGCAACAUCUACUACCUCAAGCACCUGUGCGACGCCACACGCUUCCCCAACUGGCCCAUAAGAGAACCCGUGAAGCUACUGAAAGACACGCUGGAGGCCUGGAAGAAGGAGGUGGAGAAGAAGCCCCCCUCCAUGUCUGUGGACGACGCCUACGAGGUGCUCAACCUGCCCAAAGGACAGGGCCAGCACGAGGAGAGUAAAGUCAGGAAGGCCUACUUCCGCCUGGCUCAGAAAUACCAUCCAGACAAGAACCCAGAGGGCAGGGACAUGUUUGAGAAAGUGAAUAAGGCCUACGAGUUCCUCUGCUCCAAGUCGGCACGAAUCGUGGAUGGACCUGACCCCGAGAACAUCAUCCUUAUCCUCAAAGCCCAGAGCAUUCUCUUUAACAGGCAUCGCCAAGAACUGGAGCCCUACAAGUAUGCCGGCUACCCCAUGCUGAUCAAGACCAUUACCAUGGAGACGGGUGACAAUCAGCUGUUUUCCAAGACCUCACCCUUGUUGCCGGCGGCAGCAGAGCUGGCAUUCCACACGGUCAACUGCUCCGCCCUCAAUGCCGAAGAGCUGCGCCGCGAGAGUGGCAUUGAGGUUCUGUUAGAGGCGCUGUCUCGUUGUGUUACCGUGCUGACCGCCUCGAGCAAGCCUGAUGACAUGGCCGUUCAGGUGUGCGGGCACAUCUGUAGGUGCUACAGUGUGGCGGCUCAGUUUGAGGAGUGUCGGGAGAAGAUCAUCGAGCUUCCCAACAUCAUUAGGGACGUCUGCCACAUGCUGUUCUAUGGCAAGGGUCUGCCCCGGCUGGCCUCUCUGGCGGUGCAGUGCGUCAGCUCGUUUGCCGUGGACUUCUUCCUGCAGACGCACCUGUACCACGCCGGCGUGCUGUGGCACCUGCUGCCUCCGCUCUUCAACUACGACUACACGCUGGAGGAGAGCGGCGUGCAGGCAGACCAGGACACCAACCAGCAGGAGGUGGCCAAUAGCCUGGCCAAGCUCAGCCUGGUGGGCCUGGCCCGCCUCGGGGGCUUCGGCAGCAUGGCGGGGGGCCACGAGGAGGGCACCGGGGGACAGCCCAACGGUCUGGACGGCCCGGGAGGAACGCCGCCAGAGAACCCCACCAUCAGAAAGAGCCUGGCGGCCAUGCUGACGCCCUACAUUGCCAACAAGCUGGCCACUGGAGCUCCAGCAGAGGUGCUGAAGCUGCUGAACAGUAACUCUGAGAACCCCUACCUGAUCUGGAACAACGGAACACGUGCAGAACUGCUGGAGUUCCUGAUGGAUCAGCAGGAGAGCAACAUCAAGAGGGGCGAGUGUGACAAGAGCUUUGGUGCCGAGUUUGUGUUCGGUGAUCACGGCAAAGAGCUGAUCGUUGGGGAGAUCUUUGUUCGUGUUUUCAACGAGCAGCCGACCUUCCCUCUGGAGUACCCCAAGGCAUUUGCGGCCAGCCUGCUGGACUACGUGGGCUCCCAGGCCCAGUACCUGCACACGCUGCUGGCCAUGACCCAGGCCAGCAAGGUGGAGUCGCAGCAGCACGCUCAGAGGCUGCGCUGGGCCGAAAUGGCCCUUGAGGCCCUCAGGAACGUCAUCAAGAACAACCCUGGCUCAGAGACCGAGUGCAUCGGCCACUUCAAGCUGCUCUUCUCCCUGCUGCGAGUGCACGGGGCAGGCAAGGUGCAGCAGCUGGCGCUGGAGGUGAUCAACACGGUAACCUCCAAUCAGGACUGUGUCAGCAACAUCGCAGAGUCGUUGGUUCUGUCCAACCUGCUUGUGCUGCUUCACUCCCUACCCUCCAGCAGACAGCUUGUCCUGGAAACCCUGUACGCCCUCACCUCCAACACCAAGAUUGUCAAAGAGGCCAUGGGCAAGGGUGCGCUCAUCUACCUGCUGGACCUCUUCUGUAACUCCACCCACCCACAGGUGCGCUCGCAGACGGCCGAGCUCUUCUCCAAGAUGACCUCAGACAAGCUGGUGGGACCAAAGGUGCGCCUGACUCUGAUGCGGUUCCUGCCGGGGGUGUUCAUGGACGCGAUGCGGGACAACGCUGAGGCAGCCGUGCACAUCUUUGAGGGGACACACGAGAAUCCCGAGCUCAUCUGGAAUGACGGCUCACGCGAGACUGUCUCCACCACUAUCAGAGAGAUGAUGCUUGAGCACUUUAGACAGCAGAAAGAUAACCCAGAUGUCAACUGGAGGCUGCCGGAGGACUUCACGGUGCCUUACGCAGCGGGGCAGGGGGAGCUGGAGGUGGGAGGAGUCUACCUCAGAAUCUUCAUCGCUCAGCCGGGCUGGGUGCUGCGCAAACCCAGAGACUUCCUGGUGUCUCUUCUGGAGACCCUCACCGAACUGCUGGAGAAGAACAACCCCAACGGCGAGGCCUUGGAGACGGUAACCACGGCAGCGGUGUGUUUAUUCAGCACGCAGACGCAGCUGGCUGAUCAGGUGCCUCCGCUGGGUCACCUGCCACGGAUCCUGGCUGCACUCAACCACAAGAACAACGCCGUACCCAAGAGCUCCAUUCGCCUCAUACACGUGCUGUCUGACAACGAGUUGUGUGUACGCUCCAUGUCAGCUCUGGAGACGAUUGGUCCUCUGAUGAGUGGGAUGAAGGCGCGGGCUGACAUGGCCGGUCUGGCCUGUGAGGCUCUCAACCGCAUGUUCCAGAGAGAACAGACUGACCUCGUGGCUCAGGCCUUGCGGGUGGAACUGGUGCCCUACCUGUUGCGUCUGCUGGAAGGGAUUGGGCUGGAGACUCUGGACAACCCCGCAGCCAUUAAAGCCCAAAUCGUCAAGGCCCUCAAGUCCAUGACCCGUAGCCUCCAAUAUGGAGACCAGGUGAAUGAUAUCCUUUCUCGUUCCACUGUGUGGAGUGCCUUCAAAGACCAGAAACAUGACCUCUUCAUCUCAGAGUCACAGGCUGCUGGAUACCUGACAGGUCCCGGAGUGGCAGGUUACCUGACCGCAGGCAGUGGAGCCACUGUGAUGUCCAAUGUCCCCCCCCCGGUGGACAACGACAUUGGAGACCUGGGCUGAGCGCGCGUCCAGACCCCCCUGCUCCCACCACAACUGUAACCUGCAAGAUGGACACUUUGGCUUCCGCCGGUCGCCCUCUCCCCCUUACCUCACCUCCAAAGUGACACUUAAAGACAGGCUCUGUCCUCAACUCUUGAGGGAAGAAGAGGAGGAGGAGGAAGAGAGGAGAGACCUCAUGGAAAUCUGUAAAAAACUCAAAUCAAAAUCUGAAAGGCAGGCGAAUGAGAUGGGGCUGUUGAUGCCCACCCCACCAAAUGUCCUCAAAAUGUCCUCCACCAAACACAGACACACACACACACAAAAUGUCUGCCGCCAGACACAGCACUGGUCGUCUUCAGUGAUUACUUAACUUCGUUUUAACUUUAUUUUCUCAGCUUCCUUAUGCUUUUGUUUGUCUGUUUGUUAUAUGAUUUACUUGAACUCUUCAUGUUUUUUUUUUUUUUUUUUUUUCUCUCUGGAAGGAAAAUAGUUUACUUUUGUAUGAGUAUAUUUUUUACAAUUGGUUUCUGUGCGUGGAAACAAGGCCACGAAAAGACUGAGAAUCAUUAUCAUGUCUGUUUCUCCACUCUUCUGCCCUCUCCUCUCCCUCCAAAAGGGCCGCCUCCCUUAUCACCAACUUGACCACUGGACAGGAGCCACAUAUCUCAUCCCUGAGACUCUUCCACAAGCUUUCACUCCUCCACGGACCUGUCCGAUGAUUAUUGCUUCUCAUGAUUUUUUUUUUUUUUUAAAGACCUUGUUUUAUAGUGUUGUGCGAAUGUGGUUCAAAGAAAGCUGGGAAGAACAAAAAGAAGGAGCCUGUGUAAUGAAGGGAUGCGUCAUUGCGCCCUUUCCCCCCAAGAUGGUGCCGCGCUCACUCGGACAGCUGCUCUAAACGCAGGCGGCCCAUACAGUGGUCUCACAUCUCACUCUCACCUGAUUCUAAUUGUGAACUUGUCCCCAUCACUCUCCCUUUCCUUCUUUAUAAUGAUUUUUUUUUUUUCUAUGCUCUUUUCUCUCUCCAGGACGCAAAAAGCACUAGAAUAUUUAUGCCCUCUCGUGGACCUCUUGAGGAUGAGUGAAUGACUGAUGACUGAUCUCUUAAUGACUAGUGCAAUUUGUGAGAUGUUCUAUGUAAUAUGCCGUAUAUAAACUUUCUAUAUUGAAUGUACAUUAAAAAGAAAAAAUAAAUCAGUCGCACUUGUACAUAAAAUUUUAAAAAUAAAAGGGAACUCACAAUGUGCUGUUUUCAUUUCAAAUCUA